GUUUGUUUUUAAUUAUUUUUUAUUUAUUUUGAUGAAUUUAUUGGAUUUUCGUGUAAUUAAAAAUGAAAAAGAAUAAACCGUUGCUCUACGAGUACGAUAAAGAACUAGCCUCAGCUUUUCAACUCGAUUGCGAGUUCUUUUUAUUAGAAUAUGAAAAGUAUGAAUCUUGUAGUUUUAAAGAUUUUGUAACGCUGUGGCGUGAAAAGGCUUUUACAAAUGUUUUUGCGGAUCAAAAAUAUGCAAUGUUUCUUAAAGAUUUUUGUGAGAAUUGUUUCUGGAUGGUUAAGAAAUGCUUAAUGUUUCCUAAAAGUAUAUACACUCAAAUAGGGGCAUUUUAUUUACUAUAUGGAUUGUAUUACAAACAACCCGUUAGGAAUUGGGUGAAAAUAAGAAUUACUUUAGAAGAAUAUCAAAAAUUGUACGAACUAGUACUCGAAAUGAAAAACCGUCGACAAUUAGACGCCGUUUAUAUAUUUUUUAAAAUGAAAACGGACGAAGUCUUUUUAUUUGUCGCAGAGAAAAAUGCACUGGGGCCUGAAGACAGAUUUGCCAAAAAAGUAGACCUAUUUAAAAAUGAUACUUUCGUUAAAGUUAAAACUGAAAGUUGCUUAUCGAUGUUUCAAGAUAUAUGUUCAUCAGAAUUACUCAAAAAUUUUAACAAAACCGACAAGGAGUAUUCAGAUUUGAAAAAGAAAUAUUCAGAAAAGUGUUCCUACAUUCCAUCAUUUUCGUCAACGCUUGUGGAAUCUAUUCAGACUUUUAAGCAGACUUUUGAAGAGAUAGAGGGAGAGCCUUCUGACCAACCACAAUCCAGUGUUAGUGAAAUUUACGAAUCCAGAACUGCUGCAAAAAAUAAAGCGAUGACUAGCAAAAAUACUGGUUAUAGGGAACAGAGAAAUGUCAAACCAACUAAAUAAAUACAAAAAUUGUAACGGUGAAUCUCGUGAAAAAAUCUUAAUUUCCUUGCUUUAAAAUGAAAUGACAAGUAUAAAAUAAUGUAUA
Molecule: messenger RNA, 1002 nt
Organism: Phyllotreta striolata
Lineage: Eukaryota; Metazoa; Arthropoda; Insecta; Coleoptera; Chrysomelidae
Source: the annotation of a GenBank genome assembly